AUGUCGCCCCCAGAGAUCAAGCCUCUCGAGAGUUUUCCUGUCUCGCUUUCACCAUUUACAAAGCCUCGAGAUUCUUCAGCUCGCGACAUACGGCUUCCACCCAUCUCAGCUGACCGAAAACGGACGCAGUCAGAGAUGGACCUCCCAUCGCCACCUGUGACUCCCUACACAGGGAACAAGAAGAGCGAUUCCCACGCCUCGGACCAAAUUGAAAGGGAUCUGGGAUCCCCCAGGGACCCCGUCCUUUUCCCCCCUCAGGAUUCCGUUACUGACGUUGCUACCGAUGAGCCGCUGUUCGGCCCCGUUCACCCUCCAUCUGCAGAGGCACUCGUGGAAGAGCACAUGAAUUCUCAUAUGGCAAUGUUUCGCAAUAAGUUGAACAAACCCACACGAGAUGAAUAUCUCCUGGCGCUCUCCUGUGUUCCUAUUGUCUCGACCCAGUACAAUCGCAAUCCGGCUGCUUGGGCCCGAGAGGAACGAGAAACGCUGGAGCGUCAAAUGGUCAUGAUGAAUCGCUAUCGCCCAGGAGAUUACGAACCCAAGUUGAAGAAGAUUGCUCCUGCUCCCGUGAAAAGAUUGGGAACUCAGCCGCGCGUGCAGCGAACCCGUGUCAAACGCACCCCUAAAUCCACCCCCAAGCAGCAGGUGUCUGACAACUUUGAACCCCCCCAAACUCCGCUUACCAAACCGCGUACCUUGGGUACGAAUCGUGAUGAUACCGAUUAUCACUCACUCAAGGACUACUCGCCCCCGACAGAAACCCUGGGCAGUAAUGCCAAAGCACUGAAGGCUGAUUGGAAGGGGCAGAUGUUGGAUUUGAGCAAUGACCCGGACAGAGAUAUUCUCAGUCCCGCCGAGCUCAACCUAGCCUCCACUCUAAGACUUUCAUGUGCGACCUACCUAUGUAGCAAGCGUCGAAUUUUUGAAGCUCGUGUUCGCGCUCUUGGUGUUGGGAAAGAGUUCCGCAAGACAGAUGCCCAGCAGGCUUGCAAGAUUGAUGUCAAUAAAGCCAGCAAACUUUGGACCGCUUACGAACGUGUGGGUUGGUUUAAAGCUGAAUAUUUCCAUCAAUACCUAGCAUGA
Molecule: messenger RNA, 1083 nt
Organism: Penicillium griseofulvum
Lineage: Eukaryota; Fungi; Ascomycota; Eurotiomycetes; Eurotiales; Aspergillaceae
Exons: 1
Coding region: 1-1083 (360 amino acids)
Biological process (GO): regulation of transcription by RNA polymerase II; chromatin remodeling
Cellular component (GO): SAGA-type complex; nucleus
Molecular function (GO): transcription coactivator activity; chromatin binding; protein binding
Source: RefSeq, a predicted model, not a curated record